CUCGCAUCCCCGCCCCGCCGCGGCUCUGCGCCCUGCGCGUCAACAGCCCUGCUAGCCAGUAGCUGACAGCCGCAGCGCCGCGAGCUCCUCUCCUCCCUGGGAGGCAGGGCGCCGGAAUAUAUUUCAAAACUGAGUGAUUUCAGCCAAGUCAAAGCAUUCUGUCUUCCCAGAGGCACCAGGAGAGGUCAGAUCAUUCAUCAUGGUGAACGCUGGCUGCUGGCUACUGGUUCUUUUUGUGGCUACAUGGAGUGACAUUGGCCUCUGCAAGAAGCGACCAAAACCAGGAGGAGGAUGGAACAGCGGGGGCAGCCGUUACCCAUCUCACAGCGGGGGCAACUGGGGCCAGCCCCAUGGCGGUGGCUGGGGACAGCCCCAUGGUGGUAGUUGGGGCCAGCCCCAUGGUGGAGGCUGGGGACAGCCCCAUGGUGGUGGCUGGGGUCAUGGAGGUGGCACCUACAAUCAGUGGAACAAACCCAGUAAGCCCAAAACCAACAUGAAGCAUAUGGCAGGCGCUGCAGCGGCGGGGGCAGUGGUGGGAGGUCUGACUGGCUACAUGCUGGGGAGUGCCAUGAGCAGGCCCCUCAUCCAUUUCGGCAGUGAUUAUGAGGACCGUUACUACCGUGAGAACAUGUACCGUUACCCCAACCAAGUGUACUACAGGCCCGUGGAUCAGUACAACAACCAGAACAGCUUUGUGCAGGACUGCGUCAAUAUCACGAUCAAGCAGCACACAGUCACCACCACCACCAAAGGGGAGAACUUCACCGAGACCGACGUGAAGAUAAUGGAGCGCGUACUGGAGCAGAUGUGCACCACGCAGUACCAGAAGGAGUCCCAGGCCUACUACUACCGCGGAAGAGCCGGCUUGGUGCUCUUCUCCUCCCCACCUGUGAUCCUCCUCAUCUCCUUCCUCAUCUUCCUGAUAGUGGGAUGAGGAAGAUCUUCCUAUUUGCACUGGCAUCCUCAUCUUGGUCCAGGUUGGGGGAGGGGUAUACACCUGCAGCCCUUUUAGUGGUGGCAUCUCAUUCUUACUUCUCUCUUUGUCCCCCAUAGGCUAAUAACCUUGGCACCAAUGGGCACUGGAAAAUGUAGAGUAGACCCAGAUGCUAUCUAUUCAAGGCCCCUUUGAGUCCUUCAUGGGCCAAUGUCAGGCCAGUAAGAGUAUAACAAAAUAAUCAUCAGUUAAUCUAGGCUUGUUUUUGAUGUAGUACAACAGGUUGAGGCCGAAACAGAUCUCAAAACAGUUGUCAGUUACCUUUGCCUGAACCUCUGUGGUUUCAUAAGCAGCCAGAGCUCAGGACAUGAAUAUUCCAGCUUAGCAGUGAUUUUAUAGCAGUUUGGAAAUUUUUUCUCUUCCCUUUUAAGAAAACAUGACAGCAUUUCUGCCAAAUUUGGAAAAAGGCCACGUGAUACUAUUCAAAAAACAGAAAAGCAAACAAUAGAAAUCCUUCACCCUCUGGCCACAAGUUCAGCCUGCUAGAGUGUGUGCCCUGUGUCCACAGAAAGCCUUUUGAAAUAGGGGCUGCACAGCAGUUGCUGCAUCAGGAGGAAAAUACUGGUGCAACCCUAGGCCUCCAGGCAGAGGACACAUUCACAGAAGGUGAGCAUGACUGCAGCACAGACUGAAGUCUUCUGGGACUGAAAACUCAAGCAUUUGCAAACAUUGCCCUUGCAGACAGCCUCCCAUUUGGGAUGUGUAAAACAUCCACACAUGGCACCCUUUCUUUAGAAACAUGAACUACAGGUAACACAGAAAUUAAAUUACCUUCUAAACACUCAAAGCAAAUCUCCUUUGUUCAUUUACUGGAAACUAGAAUGAUUUUAACCUUGUUUGAGUGGGACCAGCCGAUUGUGACUCCAAGGAAAGCGGCAGUUGCAAAGCAUGGUCCUCUGGAGGGUUAUGUAAUGAAGAGGUAGUUAAUGUGCAGACAAAAAAGUUUCUUCAUUUCUGUCUCAAAAUUAGGUUGAGUCCUUCAUUUCUGUAAUUUGCUUUUAAAUCAAAGAACAAGGAGACAAUCUAAAAAAUAAGUUGCAGAUGACAGAAAUAUCCAUUCCAAGUAGAAGAAAUUCUAUUACUGUUAUCAAAAUAAGGUCAAUUCUUCACUAAAUUGUUCAAUACUGUCACCUAGCAAAUGUCUUACUAUACUGCAAUGUUAUUGGCUUGCACUAUGUGGGUAUUCUAUGUAAGAUAUAUAUAAAAUACAUAUAUUGCAUAUGGCAAACUUAGAAGUUUUGUUUAGAGCAGUAACAUCUGAAAUGUCUAAUGCAUUAGCCGUUUCAUAAGGCAUUAAAUAAACCUAAAAAGUGGGAACCUUUUUGCGUGGCCCUUAGGCUUACAAUGUGCACUGAAUAGUUUUGUAUAAGAAUCCAAAGUGGAUACUAACUGGUCUUUGAAAUAUGCAUGUACUUUAUAUUUUCUAUAUUUGUAACUUUGCAUGUACUUGUUUUGUUGUAUAAGAAGUUUGUAAGUGUUUAUUAUCUGACUGAAAUUAAACUGAGCUAAAAUGA
This is a messenger RNA of Heterocephalus glaber (naked mole-rat), 2508 nucleotides long. RefSeq names its product prion protein (Kanno blood group) (gene Prnp). NCBI's taxonomy places the organism in Eukaryota, Metazoa, Chordata, Mammalia, Rodentia, Bathyergidae. Gene Ontology annotation, biological process: protein homooligomerization. Gene Ontology annotation, cellular component: membrane. The record is from RefSeq and is a predicted model, not a curated record.